GCGCCACCUCUCGCUGGCCAUGGAGAACAUGUCUGCUCAACCGCAGCUACAUAGAUCCUCUCCGGAAAAGCCUUGCUUCUGACAAUGGUCCAGGCCCUAAACGCGCCCGACGACGCGCCCGCCCGCGACCACACUGUAAGGAGGACCGACACCGGCGCUGCUGUGGCUCCCUUAUCGCCGACUUCGGAACCAGCCAUCACCGCUUCACCAAGUGAAUGCCAGCCGAAACCGGAUUCUGGCGCUCAUCUCUCGGCGGCCAGUGGCGUCACUACGCGCACUGUCGGCACGGAAGCCAGCGAGCCGUACUGGGUGCUCGCCGUCGUUCUCCUUGCGGUGGUGCUCAUUGUCACUCUGGCCGGAAGCUUCCCCUACGUGUCCAAGACGUCCCGUCAGCAGUGCAAGGCUCGCGCGUGCCGCCAGCUCUCCGCCGUCCUCCAGGAGAGCCUCGACCUGAGCGUCCGCGCCUGCGACAACUUCUACCGACACAUCUGCAAUGGCUGGGUGGCCAAUGCUGAAAGGGGAUUGAGCGUGUUCGACGAGAUCGCCUUCCAUCUGCGCGAGUCCAUCGGCCACGAUGCGCUGGCUGCCGCCGCGAACCGUUCGAAGGCUGCGGCGACCCAAGCGGCACCCGCUGCGAGGGCGGCCGCCAGCGACAAGGCGGCGCUGUUCUACCGCAGCUGCGUGCUGGCUCCGGCGAACCCCGCGAGCGAGCUGGCGUGGCUGAAGGACGUGCGCCGAGAGAUGGGCAUCUCGUGGCCCUACCUGUACCCGCUGCGCCGCCAGACCGGCGACGCCGCCGACGGCGCUCGGCUCGUCCUCGAGGCGCUCGUCAACGCGUCCGUGCGCUGGGGCUUUCCCGUGUGGUUUGACGUUGCCGUGAGCCUCUCCAGGCCAAGAACGGUGGUGAUAGAGACACUUACCGGCUUCCCACGUCAGCCCGACAUUGAAGUGUGGUCAACGAUUCGCGUUUACCGCUCCCAGUUCGAGCGGCUAGUGCUGGCCAUGUACAAGCUCUUCACCAAAAGCGACGUCGUGUACGACAACAUUGAACCAUUUUUGAGUUCGCACUGGCAUGUCCAGAGUUUUGUCAACAAUGCAAACAAAGCCCGCGACAUCGGUCGCUUCGACAGUCUGGCCACGUUUGCGGCGAACCUUACCGCCAACAUAACGGCGCAAGCUUGGGCCGACGUGCUGUCAGCGGCUCUGGAUGUUCGCCUGACCGUGGAGGACACGCCAGUAAUUGUCAUCGGGGCGCCCUUUCUGGCCACCUUUAACCGUAUGCUUCUGGAGCUGAACGCUGACUCCUUGCUGCUUUACUUGGGAUGGGCUUUUCAGCUGUCCAUGGCCCGCGUGUUGUCCCGCGAAGUUGCAGCGUCGAUCAACGGCAGAGGCCUCCCUAACGCAGACAUGGCCGACUACUGCUUCCUGUUGACUGAGCACCUCCUCGGGUUUGCGCUCACGGCGCCUGCGCUGCACUCAAAUGUGGACACCGACCGAAAACAAGCUGCGGAAGCCACGUACAAUUUCAGCACAAGCCACUUCCGUAAAGCCCUGCAAGCGUCUCCCUGGAUGGACGACAAUGCCACCAAAUUGCGAACCUUUGCUAGUCUCACGGCCUUGCAACUCGAUUGGACGGUCGACGAGCAUCUGCCUUGGGAAAAGCUCUACGCGUCCGUCCCACCGGUGACACACGAUUCGUUCGUGCCCAAUUGGAGGCUCCUGGUUCAAGCCAGGAGUGCCAUUCGCUCAAGUAUGCUGGCCAUGAACGCCCGUUACCACUCGAUUGACGAGGAUGGCCGGUUGGACGAGAUGACCCAUCGUUUGACCGUUCCUGUAGCCCGGCUUCAGCCACCCUUGUUCUACGGCGUGCAAGAACCCAGCGUCGCUGUGGCUCUGCUAGGGUCUUGGUUCACGAGAAAGGUGGCCCAGCACGUAUUCCACGCUGAUUGGCUUAUUUCCGAGAAAACCAAGGAGAGGUACGACAGCGCCACGGCUUGCUUCGAGCCAGACUUCGGGGGAAACUCGUUGUCACGUGAGGAGAUGGCCGCGAUCUGGCACCUGGAGCCGACGCGACGCGCCUUCCUCGCGUCCAACACUUCGAUGCCAGGCGUGACGAGCGCCGAGCUGCGUCUUCCCGGUCUCGAGAUGCUCCAGGGCGAGCAGAUAUUCUUCGCCUUGCUGUGCUUCACUUUGUGUGGUGGCAUGGUGGCCAAAGCGGAUGCAACCGGAUGGGCGGUCAGCGGAGAGAAGCUCUGCAACGUCCCGCUGAUGCACAGCACGCACUUUGCAGACGCCUUCCAAUGCCCUGCGGGAUCUCCCAUGAAUCCCGAGUUCAAAUGCACUUUCUGGUAAUAUAAGUAGGCCGCAAUUUAAUAGUAAUAACAGUAACAAUUAUAGUCACCCGAUCAAUCAAACCUUUAUUAUAGUGUCCAAGAGCAGCUAAGCCUUUGUGCUGGGGCACACGUGGAGUAAUACACAAGACACAAUGUGCGGUAAAGACAAAUGUGGUAUACAAAGCGAGGAGCCAUGCCUGAAAAGACGCUAAUCAUAAAACGCGAUCAUUUUAACUUGUGCCAAGCACAGGGAAGGAACUCAUAAAUAUAUUAACACAAUCAAAAUGUAGAGUGCCAUAGGACAGUCCAUAUUGCAACCACUUCGCGCUCACAACACGGAAUGCUGCCUGGUGAACUUUUGGGGGAUGGGAAAUCGUACGAGAUACGAAGUGCUUUUAUCAAUGUUCCGCGCCAUGUUGUGAAGGUACAAUAAAGGUCAGAUUUAA
This is a messenger RNA of Dermacentor albipictus, 2779 nucleotides long. Its product is annotated as neprilysin-1-like. Gene Ontology annotation, molecular function: metalloendopeptidase activity. NCBI's taxonomy places the organism in Eukaryota, Metazoa, Arthropoda, Arachnida, Ixodida, Ixodidae. Gene Ontology annotation, biological process: protein processing. The record is from RefSeq and is a predicted model, not a curated record. Gene Ontology annotation, cellular component: plasma membrane.